UAGGGUUUGGCGUAGGCGUGUAGGGUAGGAAACGAAGGUUAUAUGAAGGGGUGCAAGAAAAACGACUCUGGUUAGUGCCAAGGGACAAGACCGCUUAACGGGUGUGGGGCACCGAGCGGCAGGAGGGGGAGGUGCCGUGAAACAAACUGGAAAGUAACGCCGCUGACUGUAAAUAUUAGGCCUGGAUCCGUGUGCAAUAAUAACGUCACAUCCUUUUAUUAUUAUUAGUAUAGAUGCAGUGUUAGGCCUCCCUUUCCUAUAAAUUAGCACAAAGGAACAACUGAAACGAACAAAUAGUGUUGCCAAAAAGUAAAUGUAUAAAGGCAUGAAUUCAAACGUUGAGAACUUGCCACCACACAUAAUUCGUCAGGUCUAUAAAGAGGUGUCUACCCUUACGUCAGACCCUCCAGAAGGAAUAAAGAUCAUUCCCAAUGAAGAGGAUAUAACAGAUGUACAAGUUAGCAUUGAAGGACCAGAGGGCACCCCGUAUGCUGGAGGGAUUUUCAGAAUGAAGUUAAUCUUAGGAAAAGAUUUUCCUGCCGCACCACCUAAAGGAUAUUUCCUCACCAAGAUAUUUCACCCGAAUGUUAGCAACAAUGGAGAAAUCUGUGUCAACGUAUUGAAGAAAGAUUGGAAAGCUGAGCUAGGAAUUAGACAUGUUUUAUUGACAAUAAAGUGUUUGUUGAUUCACCCGAACCCAGAGUCAGCACUGAAUGAAGAGGCUGGGCGCCUCUUGUUGGAGAACUAUGAAGAGUAUGCUUCCCGUGCAAGACUCAUGACUGAAAUCCAUGCCCAGGCUUCCACCUAUAGGGGCAAGGAUCCCACAGACCCCUGCUCCUCUGCAUCUGCUGCAGUGGCCAAUGGGGACGGACCAAUGGCCAAGAAACAUGCUGGAGAUAGAGAAAAGAAGCUAGCUGCAAAAAAGAAGACAGAUAAAAAGAGAGCCUUGAGGAGGCUUUAAGAAAGACAUCAGAGGGUCCAGGAAUGCUUUUUAACCCCCUGGCUGCCGGAGAGACCCAUGACACAUCAGGUAGCAGUCCUGUCUUGCAGCCAAGGGGUUAAAUUCAGAUCAUGAAUGGAAUUUUUGUGAACUUUUAGACUGGGUGGGAGUCAUUGAAGAGGAAUUUUGGGGAAGUCAAUAAAAUCCAUGUCCUUUUCCCCACUUUUUUUUAAGGCCAGCUUUUGUUAGUUUUUUUCCAAUCUAAGUUAUUUAAAUUAUAAAUCUAUUAAAAUACUUUUUCGUAACA
Molecule: messenger RNA, 1247 nt
Organism: Bombina bombina (fire-bellied toad)
Lineage: Eukaryota; Metazoa; Chordata; Amphibia; Anura; Bombinatoridae
Gene: UBE2S
Product: ubiquitin conjugating enzyme E2 S
Exons: 4
Coding region: 314-961 (215 amino acids)
Source: RefSeq, a predicted model, not a curated record